AUGACUUCAACCGCCGCGCCAAAAUCAAUCGUCCACGGACCAUCCCAUCCCCCUCUGAAGCUCUUGACAAUCGGCCAGCUUCUGAGCGAACAGGCCGACCGAGUCAGCUUUCGCGAAGCGGUUGUUGCAUUCCAGUCUGGUGUACGAUUAACCUACCACGAUCUCGAGAUCGGGACAAAGCAGAUAGCGCGUGCCCUUAUAGCCAAUGGGGUUCAACGCGGCGAUCGAGUUGCCGUCUUCCUCGGAAACUGCGAAGUCUACGUGGAGAUCUUCUUUGCUGUUGCCAGGAUCGGGGCAGUAGCAGUCUUGCUUCACGGGACAUAUAGCCCGAAUGAAGCGCGGAAUGUGUUGCGGACCACCGAAUGCUCUACCCUGUUCAUCUCAAGUAGUCUGGGAAAUAGAGGUUCUCGUGCCUUUCUGGACUACCUCGAAGAGUCCAACCAGCCACUGGCUAUCGAUGUGCCAUCAGUGAAGCGCAUUGUGUUGGUUCAUGACGAUCGUCCAGACGGCAGCUACUUGACUUCGUGGCGAUCAUUUCUCGCCUGUGGAGACGCAGUGAGCCCGUCGCGGCUCGGUCAGCUUGAGGAUGAGGUUGGUGGUGACACAGUAUGCAGCUUUCUCUUGACGAGCGGCACCACCGGCGUACCCAAGGUGGCUAUGUUGACACACGCGAACAUCAUCAACAAUGCCUUCCUGGCAGGGAAUCACAUGACCCUGGCCGAGGAAAGAGGUAGCGCUCCUUCAGAGGCACUGUGGCUUCAGAUCAAGAGCGAAUUUGGUCUCGAGGGUUUUACACUCGGAUACGGAAUGACCGAGACAUCGGGUGGUGUCUUCGUGUCCAAGCCAGAGAUCGCAGAUGCGACCCGAAUGCCACGCUCCCUGGUGAUUUUGCCCCACACGAGCGCAAAGGUGGUUGACAGCCGGGGCGAUAUCGUGACGGUCGGACAACGCGGCGAGCUCUGUGUUUCGGGUUAUCUUGUACAGAAGGGAUAUUUCAAGAACGAAGAGAAGACGCGUGCGGCCAUGGCUCAUGACGAGAACGGUACACUGUGGAUGCGGACGGGCGAUGAAACAUUUUUCGACUGCGAGGGAAACUGCUGUGUCACCGGUCGCAUCAAAGACAUUAUCAUCCGAGGAGGAGAGAACCUAUACCCAACUGAAAUUGAGGAUCGGUUGAGCGAGCACCCCUCCGUGCAAGGGGCUUGUGUGGUUGGGCUGCCGGACGACUACCUGGGCCAGGUGGUUGCGGCUUUCAUGCAGCAGGAACCAGGAACAGAACGACCAUCUGAUGAGGAGCUGGCUGUCUGGGUCCGCAGCACUCUGAGUUACCAUAAGGCUCCGACUCGGGUCUUCUGGCUUGGAGAUGAUGAUCUACCCCAGGAUUUCCCGCUGUUGGGAAGUGGCAAGAUUCGCAAGAACGUGCUCGAGCAGUUUGGAUGUCAGAAACUGCGUGUAGAAACUGCGUGCAAGGAAUGCAUUGGAUGCUCCGAUGCUUAG
Aspergillus japonicus CBS 114.51 is the source of this 1497-nucleotide messenger RNA. Its product is annotated as putative long-chain-fatty-acid-CoA ligase. The record is from RefSeq and is a predicted model, not a curated record. Gene Ontology annotation, biological process: fatty acid metabolic process. Gene Ontology annotation, molecular function: medium-chain fatty acid-CoA ligase activity. The transcript is spliced from 6 exons. NCBI's taxonomy places the organism in Eukaryota, Fungi, Ascomycota, Eurotiomycetes, Eurotiales, Aspergillaceae. The coding region runs from base 1 to 1497 and encodes 498 amino acids.